GUCCCUAGCGAGCCGGGGCUUGGAAAGCGGGCUCGAAACGAACUACUUCUCCCAUCAUGCCAGGGGACAGCUCCACCCGCUCCACCCUGGGAGUCGUAGUCUUCCGCCCCUCGGAGCCCACUGCAAGCUCGGUUGUGAACCCUGUUACCCAGAAGACCGCGCACUGCCGCUGCCGAAACCGGGAUUCUCCAAUUAAUCCUCACCGCCCGCAUUUAGCGGAACGUGUUGGCACGGCCCACAAGGCUCUGCGGGGCUGCACGAGGCUAGUUGCUAAGCAAGGCUACUGUGGUCAACUGCCGCCUGGGCCACGGCGACAGGAAUUUUCAGAUCUGUUGCUACUCCAAGGUCCCCAUCAUGCCUCACAUCGACAGUGACAUCAAACUGGACUUCAAGGAUGUCUUGUUGAGGCCCAAACGCAGUACCCUUAAGUCUCGAAGUGAGGUGGAUCUCACAAGAUCCUUUUCAUUUCGGAACUCAAAGCAGGUGUACACUGGGAUCCCCAUCAUUGCUGCCAACAUGGAUACUGUGGGCACCUUUGAGAUGGCCAAGGUUCUCUGUAAGUUCUCCCUCUUCACAGCUGUCCAUAAACACUACAGCCUCCAGCAGUGGAAAGAAUUUGCUAGCCAGAAUCCUGACUGUCUUGAGCAUUUAGCUGCCAGCUCAGGCACAGGCUCUUCGGACUUUGAGCAGCUGGAACAGAUCCUGGAAGCUAUUCCCCAGGUGAAGUAUAUAUGCCUGGACGUGGCAAACGGCUACUCUGAACACUUUGUUGAGUUUGUAAAGGAUGUGCGGAAGCGCUUCCCCGAACACACCAUCAUGGCAGGGAAUGUAGUAACAGGAGAGAUGGUGGAAGAGCUGAUCCUAUCUGGGGCUGAUAUCAUCAAAGUGGGAAUCGGACCAGGUAAGGUGGUUCACUGGGUGCCAAAGGCUACCUGUCUGGUGUCAAACGCCUGUGAACACUUCACCAUUCUCAUUGCGUUCUUCUCAGGCUCUGUGUGCACCACCCGGAAGAAAACUGGAGUGGGGUACCCACAGCUCAGUGCAGUGAUGGAGUGUGCAGAUGCUGCUCAUGGCCUCAAGGGCCACAUCAUUUCAGAUGGAGGCUGCAGCUGUCCUGGGGAUGUGGCCAAGGCUUUCGGGGCAGGAGCUGACUUUGUGAUGCUGGGUGGCAUGCUGGCUGGGCACAGUGAAUCAGGUGGUGAGCUCAUCGAGAGAGAUGGCAAGAAGUACAAGCUCUUUUAUGGGAUGAGUUCUGAAAUGGCCAUGAAGAAGUAUGCUGGGGGAGUGGCUGAGUACAGGGCCUCAGAGGGAAAGACGGUGGAGGUGCCCUUUAAAGGGGAUGUGGAACAUACCAUCCGAGACAUCCUUGGAGGCAUCCGCUCCACAUGUACCUACGUGGGAGCAGCUAAACUGAAGGAGUUGAGCCGGAGAACCACCUUCAUCCGGGUCACCCAGCAGGUGAAUCCAAUCUUCAGUGAUGAGAGCUAGACCUGAGCAGCUGUGCCCUCUCAAGGCACUAGCACCUCCCAAGUGGGUUCCUCACCCAUCCGAACUACUAUGGCUAUUUAUCACUCAGUCAUUUCCUGUUGUCUCACUGCUGAGGGCUCCUGCAGUAAUUCUGUACUCUGUACACACAUAAUGCCCAGGGCACACACUGGGGAGGAAGCGAGGCAGCCAAGCUAAGAAAAUGAAGACAGUCAAAUGCACACUGGGGACCCAGCAUCCUGAAGAUUAUUAAAAGGAAAAGAUGCUGGUUCCUACCUAGGUGUUUAAUAUGGCUUUGAUCUGGAAGAGUUAGGCUCUUGAAAUCAUAUUUUGGUAAUAGGAGCUUUGAAUACCUAAAAAGCUCAGAAGUGUUGACGCAUUUUAAAUAUCUCAAUAAAGAGAUCUCAGUGACCUUAAA
Messenger RNA from Nyctereutes procyonoides (raccoon dog), 1903 nucleotides. RefSeq names its product guanosine monophosphate reductase 2 (gene GMPR2). Lineage: Eukaryota; Metazoa; Chordata; Mammalia; Carnivora; Canidae. Gene Ontology annotation, biological process: nucleotide metabolic process. The transcript is spliced from 9 exons. The coding region runs from base 355 to 1488 and encodes 377 amino acids. Gene Ontology annotation, cellular component: GMP reductase complex. The record is from RefSeq and is a predicted model, not a curated record. Gene Ontology annotation, molecular function: GMP reductase activity.